AUGACGAACAAAAAGGGAAACCAGGAAAUGGUACAAGUGGACAACUCCGAACGCACAGAUUCUCCAUUCUGGGCUGGGCGCUCUACGUCACUAAACCAGCCACCGAAUGUCUACGGGCAUAACACCGUGGUCGGCGCAUCAUACUCCCAUGCCAAUAUCCUACAAGGAUCUUCAACUACCACGCGUCCCCGAACGCCACCCAAGCCGUCUGCUGCCAAUGUGUCAUCGCACUUGGCCCACCGUUCAGGAAAUAUCGCAUCGCCUCCACGAGAGCCUUAUGCCGUCAUGACCGAAGGGGCUGAUGAAUGGAACCGGGACCCCGCAGAGGAGGAGGAGGAUGAAGAUGACGAGAUUGUGUUCGAUGAGGAUGAAGAUGAAUUUGGCCUCCCAAGCCUAGCAAGCAUGAGGCGAAAGAAGACACCUGCUUCGAUCAAACCUAAGAACAUUGACCCUGGUGGAUCUUCGGGCAACACCUCGCUUGGAUUUGGCUUGUCCAGCAACAAUCGACAACGAGCAAAUAGCUCGGAUAUUGCAGAAGAGCGAGGGACGCCCAUGUACCCAAGCGCACGCAAAAUUGACGGCAAGAUCCUCCGACCGCAGUACAAGGACAUUCUACAAGAUCCGGCAAAUGCAUUGAAUCUUAUUAACCAUGCUACGCUUCCUACAAACGCCACACCCAAGGAACGAGAGACUAAUUCCAGUCGGAUCUCGCGCAUCAACAAGUUCAAACGCAUUUUACAGGCGAGCACGGUGUCUCUCACUGAACUCCGAGACCUUGCAUGGUCGGGGGUGCCAGAGGAAGUUCGACCCAUGACAUGGCAGCUCUUGCUUGGUUACCUGCCCCCGAACAGUGAACGACGCAUAUCGACCCUCGAAAGGAAGCGCAAGGAGUAUCUUGAUGGCGUAAGGCAAGCCUUUGAGCGCGGCAGCUCCACUACAGCAAACCCUCCAGCUGCGAGCGCUGGACGUGGCAGAGGACUGGACGAGGCGAUCUGGCACCAGAUUAGCAUUGAUGUUCCUCGAACGAGCCCACAUAUCCCCCUCUACGGAUAUGAAGCGACACAGCGAUCUCUGGAGCGAAUCCUAUAUCUAUGGGCUAUCCGGCAUCCAGCGAGUGGGUAUGUGCAAGGUAUCAACGACCUUGCGACGCCAUUUUGGCAGGUAUUCCUCGGGGUUUAUAUAACUGAUCUCAAUGUGGAAGAGGGUAUGGACCCGGGCCAACUCCCCAGAAGUGUGCUGGACGCUGUGGAAGCCGACACGUUCUGGUGUCUGACAAAGCUGUUGGAUGGCAUCCAGGAUAAUUACAUCUACGCCCAGCCUGGUAUUCAUCGCCAGGUUCGGGCAUUGCGGGACUUGACAGUGCGAAUUGACGCUUCCCUUGCCAAACACCUUGAACAGGAAGGUGUCGAGUUCAUGCAAUUCAGUUUCCGAUGGAUGAAUUGCCUCCUCAUGCGUGAAAUGAGUAUCAAGAACACAAUCCGCAUGUGGGACACGUACAUGGCUGAGGAGCAGGGCUUUUCACGAUUCCAUCUUUACGUUUGUGCUGCGUUUCUGGUCAAAUGGACAGAUCAACUAGUAAAGAUGGACUUUCAGGAGGUUAUGAUGUUCCUUCAGGCACUGCCUACAAAAGACUGGACGGAGAAGGACAUUGAACUUUUGUUAAGUGAAGCAUUUAUAUGGCAGAGUCUGUUUCAGGAUUCCCGUGCCCAUCUCCGGCCUGCGGGUGACACGCCUCCUGAAAAUGGUAUCUUUUAUUGA
Penicillium chermesinum is the source of this 1758-nucleotide messenger RNA. RefSeq names its product GTPase-activating protein GYP1. NCBI's taxonomy places the organism in Eukaryota, Fungi, Ascomycota, Eurotiomycetes, Eurotiales, Aspergillaceae. Bases 1 to 1758 code for a protein of 585 amino acids. Gene Ontology annotation, cellular component: Golgi apparatus. The transcript is spliced from 7 exons. The record is from RefSeq and is a predicted model, not a curated record. Gene Ontology annotation, biological process: activation of GTPase activity. Gene Ontology annotation, molecular function: GTPase activator activity.